AUGUCCACGCUAGUGGUGUUCACUAUAGGGUUCUCGAUUGUCUCUCAUGGAAAUUAGGUCUACUCCCAACUCUUCUGAGGGAAACGGAAUACAUGUGCAGCAAACUAGGUGAGCGUUGCUUACUGGUCUACUUGUGUGUUAGGGUUGACUUACUAUGUUUUUAAAUAAAUUGCGCACAUUGCAUACACUGAGAGAUUAGUCAUAUACUGAGGUAUUUGGGAAAAAUUACUAAAUAUGGUGCAAAAAAUCAAUCGUUGAUUCUUUGGCGUUUUCAAACCUGGAAUCUCAGUCCCGUGUUUAGGAAACUACAAUGUCUUAACUCGGUUGUUGGAGGAUUCGUGGGCACCAAAUGUCCAACAAGAGUAGGGAUAUAUGAUGCGUGCAAAAUGCUGAUUUCGUCUGCCUGUAGUUCCACAUGUUCGACGAGUUAUAAGUGGGAUUCAA
Messenger RNA from Acanthoscelides obtectus, 444 nucleotides. The record is from the annotation of a GenBank genome assembly. NCBI's taxonomy places the organism in Eukaryota, Metazoa, Arthropoda, Insecta, Coleoptera, Chrysomelidae.